This is a messenger RNA of Cyprinus carpio (common carp), 1153 nucleotides long. RefSeq lists its product as uncharacterized. The record is from RefSeq and is a predicted model, not a curated record. Lineage: Eukaryota; Metazoa; Chordata; Actinopteri; Cypriniformes; Cyprinidae.
GAGCGCGCAGGGAUCUUAACUCUUCGGGUGCGCUGUGAAUGAACUCUUCCACACACUUCUGAUCAUCUGAAGGGAUUCUGUCACGCCGUGAAAACACACUGGCAUCUAACUACACCUCCGUCCGUCGAUCCAGAGGCGUCUGUUAAACACACAUGGACUUUCGUGUCCGUUUUCACGCCUGAAGAAAGAAAGAACGAAAGGACUAUUUUAGCUUUAUUUUAAGUUGAAGUUUUCAUCUUUUGUCAUAUGAAGGAUAUGGGCAGAUGUGGAAAUGUUGCGUUUUGUGCGAUGGUGCUCUUCUACUGUUCUUUCAUUACAGGUGAUUAUCUCUGCGUGUCAUCUGCGGCUGACGUGUCUUCAUCACCUCACAGCUCUGUGAAGAGAAGAAACGGCGUGACUGAAGUCAACAUGACCUCGACCCCCCGCAGCGAUCAGACGCAGUCCUCCACUAACAUCACCAACAGCACCGAGCCCACGCCGCACACAGACACAACUACAGUAAUGUUGGUGAACUCAUCUGCCCCGGCCGAGAACGUCACAGACAGUCCAAACGUCACUGAUGCAUCACCUGUGAUUAAUGAGACCGCAGUUACCACGGUAAAACCUACCACACUCCCACCAUCAAGGACCCACGAGCCCACAAGCAGCAUCCACCUCAGCACGCUCCACCCGACAUCCACCGCCGCAGCAACCAGCGGAGCUCCAGAGUCAACGAGCGCUCGCAGCAGACGGAGAUCCACCACGCAGAUGACCGCGAGCAGCAGUCCCGUCCAGGCCAGAGCCCACGCCGACACCCCCUCCGCUCUGAACGUCCCAGACCACGACAAUAGCAAAGCGUCCACUGACCCGCUGCUGGCUGGACUGGUGUCGGCGUUCGUCGUCGUCGCUGCCAUCGUGUCCGUGCUCAUUUUCCUCAAAUUCAGAAACACAAAUGACGGCCCAGAGUUUCGCAGACUUCAGGAUCUCCCCAUGGAUGAUAUGCUGGAGGACGCGCCUCUCUCCAUGUACAGCUACUGAAAACCCAGGUGUUCCUCAGACAUCUUCAGAGCGCCCAACAUCCUCUGAUCAACACAACACAGACACAAUUAAAUGAGCCUCACAGAGGCACAAACACUCCUGUUGUUUCUGUUACAGGACUAAAUGUAGCAUUAUA